This is a messenger RNA of Mizuhopecten yessoensis (Yesso scallop), 1343 nucleotides long. Its product is annotated as glutaminyl-peptide cyclotransferase-like. Gene Ontology annotation, molecular function: zinc ion binding; glutaminyl-peptide cyclotransferase activity. The record is from RefSeq and is a predicted model, not a curated record. The transcript has 7 exons. The coding region runs from base 98 to 1183 and encodes 361 amino acids. Lineage: Eukaryota; Metazoa; Mollusca; Bivalvia; Pectinida; Pectinidae.
UUAGUUGAUGUGAUCGAAAGGGAACCUCUUGUAGACGGUCAGACCUGUCAGUGCUGCUACAGGCGGAAGUGUGUUAUUGUGGACUCUCACGUUCAGCAUGGCGAAUGUAAUCGUGGGAUUGACCGUUGUUUUGGUGCUUCUUUGUGCUUCGUUUUCAGCGUCCAAGUCUCAAAAGCCAAAGAUCCAGCAGAUGAAGUACCGGUCAUCAAAGGCAUUCCAGAUCCUUGCAGAGGAAUACACUGACCACCUGACGUUUGAGUAUCUUGUGAAUCAGAUCCUGGUCCCUCGUGUACCUGGGACACAGGGAAACAAACAAGUCGGUGAUUUCAUCAAGAUUACCUUGGAGGCAAUGGGAUGGUACGUGGAGGAGGAUAUCUUCGAGGACAUGACCCCCCAUGGCAUGAAGACAUUCAGGAACAUCAUUGGGACUUACGACAUCAGUAAACCCCAAAGACUUGUCUUGGCUGCUCAUUAUGAUUCUAAAAAUAUCACAUCAUCUAAAGGUCAGGAGUUUUUGGGAGCAACAGACUCAGCUGUUCCUUGUGCCAUCUUAUUGGAUGUAGCCAGACAGCUGGACUGUCUUCUCACCAAGGGCAAUGGCAAAAUGGCAGAAAAUCUUACACCCCAACUUGUAUUUUUUGAUGGAGAAGAAGCUUUCCUUGAAUGGACGGCCCAUGACUCCUUAUAUGGAGCCCGACACCUUGCAGCAAAAUGGGCUGAUUCACCACAUCCCAUAUUUAACGAAAAAAGUUAUUUAUCUUCCAUAACAGCAUUUGUAUUGCUUGAUCUCAUUGGAUCAACAGAUGUGACAUUUACAAGCUUCUUCCCACAAACAGAAGACUUAUUUGAAUACCUUGUAAAAGUUGAAGAAACAUUGACUGAGAAAAAAUUCCUGAAUUCAACGGGACUCGAAAGACGCCAAAAGCUAUUUCACUCAAGUAGAUACAGCGGUUUUAUGGGUGGCGGUAUAGAGGAUGACCAUAAACCUUUUGAGAAGAGAGGUGUUCCCAUACUGCAUCUGAUCUCAUAUCCAUUCCCUAAAGUUUGGCACAAGAUGUCGGACAAUGGCAAGGCAAUUGAUUAUGCGGUUACUGAAAACUUUAACCGUAUCUUUCGGACAUUUGUAGCAGAUUUUCUCCAUCUAGAUGCAAACCAUAAUGGCUGUCGUCGACGGCGAAAGUAACAUUACCAUGGCAACUUAUUCAGCGAGCUUUUCAAGGACUGUGAUAUUGGGAUAUGCAAACUGUCUUUGCUCGGCCUGUCUAUAUUUUGUUAAUCUGACAAGGUUAAUUUUUAUGUUAAGUAAUAUGAUUUUCAAAAAUAUAUAUUCUUAUGAAAUGAGA